UUCGCCCCGCCACGGGAGGAGGGCCGCGUGCCGCGUCUGCGGGAAGGAGCGGAGCUCUAGCAGUCGUCCAGGCAGAGCGCCGACAGGCCCGCGGAGCCGCGCGGGGAACGCCCGGUCGCAGCUGAGCUGGGCCGCGGCUGCUGGCCAGAGGGCCCGGCCGGGCCUGGGGCGGAGGGAACCUACGCUACCGGGGACCUGGAGGAGCGAGGCACCGCGGCCUGAGAGUGAGACCCAAUAAAAAGAGCAUGACAUUUGGAUGAAGACUUAGUUUCAAAUCCCCGCUCUUUCACUUACUAAUUUUGCAAUUUGGAAAUAUCUAUGCAAGAUGUUGACACUGCAAACUUGGGUAGUGCAAGCCUUGUUUAUUUUCCUCACCACUAAAUGUAAAGGUGAACUUCUAGAUCCAUGUGGUCAUAUCAGCCCUGAAUCUCCAGUUAUACAACUUGGCUCUAAUUUUACAGCAGUUUGUGUUCUAAAGGAAAAAUGUAUGGAUCAUUAUCAUGUAAAUGCUAGUUACAUUUUCUGGAAAACAAAUCAUGUUACUAUUCCUUAUGAGCAAUAUAAUGUCAUAAACAGAACAGCAUCUAGUGUCACAUUUAGAGAUAUAUCUUUAUUAAAUAUUCAACUCACUUGUAACAUCCGUACCUUUGGACAGAUUGAUCAGAAUGUUUAUGGAAUCCGAAUCAUUUCAGGCUUGCCUCCAGAAAAACCUAAAAAUUUGAGUUGUAUUGUGAAUGAAGGAAAGAAAAUGAUGUGUCAGUGGGAUCCUGGAAGGGAAACACACCUGGAAACAAACUUCACUUUAAAAUCUGAAUGGGCAACAGAGAAGUUUGACGAUUGUAAAGCAAAACGUGAUAUCCCCACAUCAUGCACCGUUGAUUAUUCUCCUGUGUAUUUUGUCAACAUCGAAGUCUGGGUAGAAGCAGAGAAUGCCCUUGGGAAGGUUACCUCAGAUCAUAUCAAUUUUGAUCCAGUAGAUAAAGUGAAGCCCAAUCCACCACAUAAUUUAUCAGUCAGCAACUCAGAGGAACUAUCUAGUAUUUUAAAAUUGACAUGGAUCAACUCAAGUAUUAGGAAUUUUAUAAGACUGAAAUACAACAUUCAGUAUAGGACCAAAGCUGCCUCAACUUGGAACCAGAUCUGUAUUUCAAGCAAGGACCAACAGGAAGAUAUCCAGAUAGAAAAUACAGCAGAAAUAGAGAUUCCUCCUGAAGAUACAGCAUCUACCCGAUCUUCAUUCACUGUCCAGGACCUUAAACCUUUUACAGAGUAUGUGUUUCGGAUUCGUUGCAUGAAGGAAGAUGGUAAAGGAUUUUGGAGUGACUGGAGUGAAGAAGCAAGUGGGGUCACAUAUGAAGAUAGACCAUCCAAGGCACCAAGUUUCUGGUAUAAGAUAGAGCCGUCUCAUACUCAUGGCUAUAGAUCUGUACAACUCAUGUGGAAGACAUUGCCUCCUUUUGAAGCAAAUGGAAAAAUAUUGGAUUAUGAAGUGACUCUCACAAGAUGGAAAUCACGUUUACAAAAUUAUACAGUUAAUGACACAAAACUGACAGUAAACCUCACAAAUGAUCGCUAUAUAGCAACUCUGACAGCAAGAAAUAUGGUUGGCAAAUCAGAUGCAUCUGUUUUAACUAUCCCUGCCUGUGAUUUUCAAGCUACUCACCCCAUAAAGGAUCUUAAAGCAUUUCCCAAAGAUAACAUGCUUUGGGUAGAAUGGACUGCUCCAAAUGAAUCUGUAAACAGAUACGUACUUGAGUGGUGUGUGUUAUCAGAUAAAUCUCCCUGUAUACCAGACUGGCAACAAGAAGACGGCACUGUACAUCGCACCUAUUUAAGAGGAAAUCUAGCCGAGAGCAAAUGUUAUUUGAUAACAGUUACUCCAGUAUAUGCUGAUGGACCAGGGAGUCCCGAAUCAAUAAAGGCAUACCUUAAACAAGCUCCACCUUCCAAAGGACCUACUGUCCGGACAAAAAAAGUGGGGAAAAAUGAAGCUGUCUUAGAGUGGGACCAACUUCCUGUUGAUGUUCAGAAUGGAUUUAUCCGAAAUUAUACUAUAUUUUAUAGAACCGUCAUUGGAAAUGAAACUGCUGUGAAUGUGGAUUCUUCCCACACGGAAUAUACACUGUCCUCUUUGACUAGUGACACUUUGUACAUGGUACGAAUGGCAGCGUACACAGAUGAAGGUGGAAAGGAUGGUCCAGAAUUCACUUUUACUACACCAAAGUUUGCUCAAGGAGAAAUUGAAGCUAUAGUCGUGCCUGUGUGUUUAGCAUUCCUGUUGACAACCCUUUUGGGAGUAUUGUUCUGCUUUAAUAAGCGAGACCUAAUUAAAAAACACAUCUGGCCUAAUGUACCAGAUCCUUCAAAGAGUCAUAUAGCUCAGUGGUCCCCUCACACACCACCAAGGCAUUUUAAUUCAAAAGAUCAAAUGUAUCCAGAUGGAAAUUUCACUGAUGUAAGUGUUGUGGAAAUAGAAGCAAAUGACAAAAAACCUUUUCCAGAAGAUCUGAAAUCAUUGGACAUAUUCAAGAAGGAAAAAAUUAAUACUGAAGGACACAGUAGUGGUAUUGGAGGGUCUUCGUGCAUGUCAUCUUCUAGGCCAAGCAUUUCUAGCAGUGAUGAAAAUGAAUCUGCACAGAACACUUCAAGCACUGUCCAGUAUUCCACUGUGGUACACAGUGGCUACAGACACCAGGUACCAUCGGUCCAAGUCUUCUCACGGUCCGAGUCCACCCAGCCCUUGUUAGAUUCUGAAGAGCGGCCAGAAGAGCUACAGCUAGUAGAUAAUGUAGAUGGAAGUGAUGGCAUUUUACCCAGACAACAGUAUUUCAAACAAAACUGUAGUCAACACGAAACCAGUCCAGAUAUUUCACAUUUUGAAAGGUCAAAGCAAGUUUCAUCAGUCAAUGAAGAUUUUGUUAGACUUAAACAGCAGCAGAUUUCAGAUUGUAUUUCACAGCCCUAUGGAUCUGGGCAAAUGAAAAUGUUUCAGGAAGUUUCUGCAACAGAUGCUUUUGGUCCAGGCACUGAGGGACAAGUAGAGAGAUUUGAAACAGUUGGGAUGGAGGCUGCAAUUGAUGAAGGAAUGCCCAAAAGUUACUUACCACAGACUGUAAGACGAGGUGGCUACAUGCCUCAGUGAAAGACUAGUUCCUGUUACAACUUCAGAAGUACCUGUAAAGUAAAGCUAAAAUAUUUUAUCUGUGAUUUGAGACAAAAUAAUCUUCACUCACUGAAGAUGAUCAUUAGCCCUUAGGACAAAAAUGUACUGUCCUCUCACAUGGGCUAUUUCCAUUCCAGAAUAUCUGGGAUUCUACUUUAAGCACUACAUAAACUGACUUCAUCCUCUGAAUAGCUGAAUGACUUUGUGCUGUUUCAGGAUGUUUGCACUGAAGAAAAGCUUGUCUGAAAUUUAUAAAAUGAAACUUUUGGUUUUACUAUCUAGAAAACAGAGGGUAUUUAAAUUAAAAGCAGUGAUAAACCUCGUGAGCACAGCUAUACUGAUUUUAAUGAGAAGAGUCAUCAAAUAGAGUGACUUAGGGAAAAUUAAUAUAAAAAUUAAAAGGAGCAAGAUCUAGACCCUCUACUUAAGCUGAUAUAAUUUACAGUAUAGAUGGUACAACUAAUGUGAGGCCAGCUUUUGUUGUCUGGGGGCUCAUUUAUAAUCAUACCAACAUAAAAAAUAUUAGUUCUUUUCCAUUGGUAAGGAUACCAUUACUGGAGAAAAGGAAUUCUGGAGUUUUAACUUGGCAAACUAAAAAUAUUAGUUUUUGAAUAUUAGAAACCAAAACUUAUUUUCUAUCAUUGACAACUUCUAAAGAUCCAUUUUAUGAACUCCUUCCAGGUAAGAGCUAGGAAUUAAAGUGACAUAAACAAUUUAUAAAGUCUUAAAUUGUUAACACUUUUUUGUAAAUGUAUAUAAACAUCAUUGACCCUUCUUGUUAAGACUUCAGAGAACUUGGUUGAUGAAGCACUUUAUAUAGUAUGUCUUCAGCUUAAAAUGUGUUUUAAUUUAAUACGCUUUGUUUUAAGAUCGCAUUCUUUUUUCGAGUUGGUGUUUGAAGGAGAUGAGUAAGUUAGAGGACAUGAGCAGUACUCACCAAAACAAACAAAAGCACCACCCCAAAAGUGUACAUAUUGAUCUCAGUAAAUAUCACAGCAGAUAGCCUUAGUGUAGAGGCACUUAAUGUCUCCAGUUUUAAGACAGGUGGAACUUUGUUAUGUAUGGGGAUUUAGGAAUAUUUUAAACCUCUUCCCAUGUGUUCUGUUCCUCAAGGGAGAAAGUGAGUCAGGCCUCCAGAGUUUAGUGCUAAAUUCAUUUUCACAUUAUGUUACCCUCUAUCCAUGAUGUCUGACAAGGAGGCAGGGGCUAAAGCUAGGAGCUGAGUAAGAGGAAAUAAUCCUUAGUCAUGUAGUUGACUACUGCUGUCAAGUGAGUUUAUUUUUCUAUCAUAUUUAAGUUAUAUACCAAGCCAACUUAAAUUAGUUUGUAGCAGUUAAUGAAGAAUAAAAGACUGAGAAAAAUUGGUUGAAAUUUAAUUGAAAUGUAAUUAAAAUAUUGAAAUUUAGUUGAAAUAUAUAUUCUACUCAUUAAUGUUGUUCACAUUAGGCUUCUGAUUAUACUUUAUCUUGUAUUCUAGCCUAAUACCGUUCAGAAUUCUUUUACAUUGUGGUCUUUGUAAGACAGAACAGAUGCUUUAUUCUGAUAUAUCCAGUUCGACUUUAGGCAAAACUAACAUGAGAUUGGUAGAAUAUCAGAAUUAGAACUAGAUGAGGAAAAUCAGCACAGAGAGGUCAAGUAUGACAGAGAGACCCCAAACUCUCUCCUACUACAAAAUCAUCAAAGGCUGGUCCAAAUAAGAAAAAGAUUCAUUUUGCUAUAUGUCAACAAAUUUAUAUCCAUUAUGUGUUUCAUUUCUUCAAAAUAAGUAGUCACGUUACUCUAACCAUGUUUAGAUAUAACCUUCCCAAACAGCAGUGUUAUGAAGAACAUUUUAGUUUGAAGAUUGUACCUGUGAGAGGUGGACAGUUCUGAAAUGUGAGCUCAUGAUCUAAGGGGAUGAGAACAAAUAGUCAUUUAAGAAAGGACAUCACAUAAGCAAAUUUGUAUGUUGGAACUUGUAUAGAACAUGGUGCAGUGAGUGAAUGCCCCCAGCCACAAAAACACAAAAAUGGGUAUAUAGUUACUGGGCAGAAAUUCAUUCAGGAGAGAAAUACAUUUAUGUAGUAUACAUCUUUACCCCCAAAAAGAAGUCAUUCUGAAGCUUGUUCUAAGUACAAAAUUACUUUCCUAAGGCAUGUCUUAGAAUAAUCUGUUUUGACAAUGUGCAACUUGUAUAUUAGGUAGGCAAAGAAACAAAUCCAGUUAUCUAAUAAAUUAGUCUGUUUAAGAUGGUGGGUUUAUUUCUCAUUAAAUAUUUAAUGUCCAAAAAUUUGAUGCAGUUGCCCUUUUUUAAAAGAAUAUAGUCAAGCAUAUGUUACAUGUAUUGUAAUUUAUUUGCCACUGAUGUCUUUGGUAACCUAUCCUCAUCCCUCAUAAAAGCAUGAUGUUGAAUAACUGUUGGAAAACUUCAAACCCAUUAAAAUCUAAAAGUUUAAUUCUUUUUUUAACAUGGAUCAUUCAGCACUGGGAAAUAGACCCAACAUGUGAGUAGGAGCAAAGGAAAAAGCAGAAUCAUUCACAUGUUUUGUGUUCACAUCUGUUCUCUACCUACCUGUUCAUUUAAUUUCAACCUUUUUAUUUGAUAAGAGAUUUUUUUUAAUAUAUGAAGUCAUCUAACGACCUCAUUAAUGAAGUUGAAAUAUAUUUUCAAAGUCCAAAUUUAAAUUGCAGCAUCUAAAAAUAGCUGUGUAAGUGGAAAUCAAAUUUUAAAAGAUAUCUUUUUUCUACACGUAGUUAAGUAGUUAAAAUCAUGACAUAAAUUUAGAAACUACUCAGAAUAAUUAUAUAGAAUUUCCUCAAAUAUUUGUUAACUGGCACGUGUUGACCAAGUAAAUCCAACUUGAAAGUUCUUCCUCUGUUCCAUUGUAUCCCACGGCAGUCUCCUCUGUUUGGUGUUCAGAACAAAUUUCUAAACCAUACACUUCUGUUUCAGUGGUUUUAUUUUGUUGAAAUGGCUAAAAUGUCAGAAUAAUAAGCUACAUAAAAUGUUAAAAAAUUUGGGGAUAGCUUUCCUGCUGUACGUUGUGUUGGAUCCUGUUGCCCAGGUAAGAUUACUUAAAAAAAUUUUUUUGCUCUUUUUUUUGUAAAUUAUAAGAAUAUGAAGCCAUAAAAUGACAAGAUGUUUAGGUUUAAAAAGUUUUAAACUAGUAAGUUUUAAACUAGUAGACUUACAGCCUAAUUCUUUAGACUGGUCCUUAAUAGCAGUUCCUUUUCAUACUAUUGAUAAACAGAAUUUCGAUGUAAGACAAAACAAAACUUGCCAAAGCCAAAUGUAGUAUCUUUUGGUUUUAAUCACCUUUUCCAUCAUAUAUGCUACUUCUAUGUGUUUUCACAUGAUAUUCUAAUAUAUAUUGCAUUAAAAAUAAAAAGCUCUGAGUGAGCUCUUUUGUUACCCAUUUAUUCCUAAAUUUUUGAAAGCUUUUUGUAGUCAGCUCUUUAAAAUAAGUUAGUUUAACUUCAUUACUCGGUUGUUUAAAGUUGAUAAAUGAUGAUGAAAGUUCCUUUAAGGCAAUGGUGAUAGAUGUUACAGAUCUUUUAUCCCUUAAACAUAAGCUUUGAAAAUGUUAACUACAUAUUUUAAAUACUGUUACAUGAAUAUCAAAAUGUGAUGUGUCAGAAAUAAAGGGAUGUUUUAAAGGUGGAUAUUUGAAAAUUCUUUAGUCUUAGUGUUUGUGUAUUGAAUAGUAUAUUGUAAAACUAAGUGUGUAAUUUGCUAGUACAAUACAGUGGUUAGCAUUAGGUAUGUCUCCUCUCUGUAUCCUAGCUAUGUUCCAUUUACUUGUAAGUGCAGUCCUUUCACGUUCACUUGCUACUUUACCCCCCACCUAAUCUAACUUAAUAUAGAAAGCUUGUCUAGAGAGUAUUGUAUGUAUUUUUAUUUUUGCAGUGACUUGCAUGUGCUAAUCCUAACCAUAGCUAUUGUUUUUAUGUUGACAUAACUCUAAAUGUUCUCUUAUGUAUCAGCUCUAAUCCUUUAAGUAAAUUUAAUAAAUUCAUAUUCAAAUU
Molecule: messenger RNA, 7168 nt
Organism: Sus scrofa (pig)
Lineage: Eukaryota; Metazoa; Chordata; Mammalia; Artiodactyla; Suidae
Gene: IL6ST
Product: interleukin 6 cytokine family signal transducer
Biological process (GO): cytokine-mediated signaling pathway
Cellular component (GO): signaling receptor complex; membrane; external side of plasma membrane
Molecular function (GO): cytokine binding; cytokine receptor activity
Source: RefSeq, a predicted model, not a curated record